AUGAAAAUUAGUGGAAAUUGGACGACAAUGUUGACGAUGACAACAUGGCAAGAGUAUGUUCCACCGGCAGACGGUGCACAUAAAAGUUGUGCAGAUACUCGAUUAUUGUUCGGUAACGCUGAUGUUACAGUUCCAACAACUCCGGAUGUACCUGUUGCAGCUGCAGCAGCCGCUGCAGCAGCAGCUGUAGCACCGACAAUUAAGUCAUCGUUAUGA
Enterobius vermicularis (human pinworm) is the source of this 216-nucleotide messenger RNA. The record is from the annotation of a GenBank genome assembly. Lineage: Eukaryota; Metazoa; Nematoda; Chromadorea; Rhabditida; Oxyuridae.